Molecule: messenger RNA, 616 nt
Organism: Drosophila obscura
Lineage: Eukaryota; Metazoa; Arthropoda; Insecta; Diptera; Drosophilidae
Exons: 2
Coding region: 43-414 (123 amino acids)
Source: RefSeq, a predicted model, not a curated record
UAGACAACGAAACAAGCAGGCUACGGAUCAGAAAGAAAUGUAAUGAGUUGUCUGCCUAAAUGGAUUUUCAAAAUUUACUGCCGUGUUUUUCGGGUGUUGCCAGAAAUGGGGGAUAGGUCAAGUAAAGCCGGAGGCUUUGGUGUAAUGAGUCCGGCGAUAGGAAGACUUGGCGACGAGGAUAACUACUGGACUUGGCGCAUUCUAAUAAGAUCUUAUCUGGAGGCAUUAGGACUGUGGGCGGGCAACUUUCCAAGGGAGGGGCCGCAAGCCAAGUUCAUCUUGCUGAGCACAGUGGAAGUUUGGGUACUGAAAAGAGAGUAUGAGCACUCAAGUUGCAAACAAAUCUUUCAAGAUUUAGAGCAACGCUUUAGUGUACCACGACCAAAAUCCUCCCAAUUGGCUGUAAGCAACUAGGUACAUGACGGAAAAUAAUUGACAGAUAUCAAAACACUUUUCGGUUUUUUAAAUGGAGAAUGGAGUAAAAUGGAGUAUUUUAAAAUUAGCUCUGGCACUCUUGAAUGUGAUUGCGUUUGGUAUGAGUCAAAUACUCAGAAUGAGUCGCAACACUUGGUAAAUUUCUGGAUAUUUUGCAUUUAAUCUAAAUAAAUACUACACA